Heterostelium album PN500 is the source of this 1677-nucleotide messenger RNA. Its product is annotated as MATE family efflux transporter. Gene Ontology annotation, molecular function: xenobiotic transmembrane transporter activity; antiporter activity. The transcript has 6 exons. NCBI's taxonomy places the organism in Eukaryota, Evosea, Eumycetozoa, Acytosteliales, Acytosteliaceae. The record is from RefSeq and is a predicted model, not a curated record. Gene Ontology annotation, cellular component: membrane. Gene Ontology annotation, biological process: xenobiotic detoxification by transmembrane export across the plasma membrane. Bases 1 to 1677 code for a protein of 558 amino acids.
AUGAAUUUGGGCAAACUGAGGCAAAAGUGUAUAGAACAAUGGAAAGAUAGUAAAAGUGAAAUAAUAUUCAUCUGCCGUUGGUCUUGGCCUAUGAUUGUGUCAAAUUUAUUGAAUAAUGUAUUAUAUCUAUUUGUUAAUCUAAUUUUUGUUGGUCAAGGCGGUACUCCAGAGUCUAAAGAUGAACUGGCUGCCGCAGCUUUAGCUAACACUUGGACCUAUGGUACAGGUGGUAUUGCACUUGGUAUUCUUAACGCGUUGGAUACCCUAAUUAGUCAAUCAUACGGAGCAAAAAACUUUGAAUAUGUAGGAAUAUUAGUUCAGAGAGCUGCUUCUAUUACAUCAGGUGUAUCUGUAUUUAUUGCCGCAUUAUGGUGCAUUACAGAUUAUUUUUUGAAAUUGGUUGGUCAAAACCAUGAAAUUUCUAAUUUAGCUUUUAAAUAUGCACUUAUGCUUUUACCUGGCUUAUGGUUUUAUAACAUGACAAUUUGUAUGCAAAAGUAUCUACAAGGGCAGGGUUUAAUGAUGCCCUCUAUUUAUAUUGGUUUGGCAAUAAAUGGAAUCAAUGUAUUCUUAAAUUAUUUAUUGGUUUAUGGAAUGGGAAGUUAUAAUGGAAUGGGUUAUUUGGGUGCACCUUUAGCCACAUCUAUUUCUAGAAUCAUUGGUUUCUUUUUAAUGUGGGGAUAUAUUUAUGUUUUUAAAUUACAUAAAAAGACAUGGUUUGGAUGGACAAAAGAGAGUAUUACUUUCAAGGGAAUCAAGGAGUAUCUUACAUUGGGUAUUCCAGCAGCGAUUCAACAUGUUUCAGAGGGUUGGUGUUUCGAAGUUUUGACAAUCUUGGCAGGUCUUAUCUCUACACAUGAUUUGGAUGCCCAUAAUGUUUGUUAUAAUUUCACAACACUUACCUAUCAGAUUUCCAGUGGUAUAUCUAUUGCUGUUGCGGUACGUGUAGGUCAUCUACUGGGAUCACGUCAUCCUUUCCAAGCAAGAAGAGCUGCAUGGGUAGGUUUCAUUCUGGCAAUGUUGGCAAUGAUUGUGGUAGCCAUUGUUUUGGUAGCAGCACGCUAUCAGAUCGGUAAAAUCUAUACAAAAGACCAAGAUGUCAUUAAUAUUGCUGCAAAGAUCUUGCCUAUUGCAGCGCUUUUCCAGAUAUUCGAUGGUGGACAAACUAUAUUCCAAGGUAUAGUUCGUGGUAUGGGUCGUAUUAAAACCGGUGCCAUUUCAAAUUUCAUUGCUUUCUAUCUUAUUACUAUUCCAUUCGCUGUUGGUUUGACAUUUGGUGCCGACGUUGGUGUGACUGGUCUUUGGUGGGGUCUAUGCAUUGGUUUGAUCAGUAUUUUCAUUGGGCUGGGAAUAUUCAUCGUUUUGGUAAAGUGGCCGGUAGAAGUGGAGAAAGCAAAGAUCAGAACAAAGACAUUGGCACCUACCUUGUCACUCGACCAAAUACCAUUGGAAAAGAUUCCACCACAUCUCCGUCAGAAUCAAUCAGACGCUGCUACACCGCCAGGUGGAAGUCCGGUCAGCACCGACAGUAUCAUUAGCAAUGUUAGCACUGACCAAUCUACAAACAUUUCGAUUACAGUAUCGACAACCCAUCUAAUUCCGUCGAGCAACGAAGAACAACAAGAACAACAAAAUCAAAACUCAACAACAACAACAGCAAAUGAAAAUACGAAAUAA